AGUGUCUGCUGCGAUUGACAUUGUCUGAGGAGAUUGUGAAGCCUUUCUCUCGGCCCAGGAGAGCAGCAGCAGCAGCAGCAGCAGCAGCUUUGUGCCAUGUCUAUAGCAACAGACAUGUUUGUCUGCCAGCUGGCAGCUGCAGAACCUUGGCCCGAAAAUGCAACACUGUAUCAACCCUUGAAAGGGGAACAGAUUUUGCUGUCAGACAAUGCUUCCUGUCUUGCUGUUCAGGCGUUUCUGCGGAUGUGCAAUCUACCAGUCCAAGUGGUUUGUCGGGCAAAUGCAGAGUACAUGUCUCCAUCUGGCAAGGCUCCCUUUAUACAUGUUGGUAAUCAUGUUGUAUCAGAACUUGGUCCCAUAGUACAGUUUGCAAAAGCCAAGGGUCACUCACUAAGUGAUGGACUAGAUGAAAUUCAAAAGGCUGAGAUGAAAGCUUAUACAGAAUUGGUGAAUAAUAUGCUGUUGACAGCAGAGCUUUACGUUCAGUGGUGUGAUGAUAGUACAUCAGCAAAGAUAACUCGUUCUAGAUAUGGUUCACCAUAUCCUUGGCCUUUAAACCAUAUAUUAGCCUAUCAGAAACAAUGGGAAGUAAGGCGCAAGAUGAAGGCAAUUGGAUGGGGUGGAAAAUCUCUAAAGCAGGUGCUCGAAGAUGUAGAUCGAUGCUGUCAAGCUCUCUCUCAAAGGCUGGGUACCCAACCCUAUUUCUUUACUAAACAGCCAACAGAACUGGAUGCAUUGGUGUUUGGUCAUCUGUUCACCAUCCUUACAACUCAGCUGACCGAUGAUGCACUUUGUGAAAAAGUAAAAAAUUAUGAAAAUCUCAUCAAGUUUUGCAGAAGAAUAGAGCAACAAUACUUUGAAGAGCAUGAUCAAGAGAGUGUUUUGAGUUCAGUAUCCAGGUGUUCAAGAGGUUCUUCCACAAAAUAAUUAAUAAAGAACAAAAGGAGGGAAUGAUUAUUGAAAUAAUUAAUAUUAUAUCAAACUACAUAAAAACUGAAGGCUUGUUGAAAAAAAAUUGAUUUCCAAGUUGUGUGUGAUUAACACAGUUACAGUUCAAUCUCCUGUAACAUUUUUUCAUGUAAGAUUAUUCAAAAAUCUGCAGACUUUAAUUAUUAGCAAGAUGACCCUGUGCUUUAUUUUAUAUUUAAUAUAAAUUUAAUGACAAUUUGAUGGAAUUGUGUCUGUGAAAAACCAAUUAAAGAGUAAUUGGGAAUCUCUAAAUGUCCUCUUUGAUCACAGUGCUUUUAAAUAUGAGCAAACACAGUGACUCCUGAUUAUCCCCCACAAGCACAAAAGGGUACAAUUUGCAUUACACAUUCGAGGAUUACUAUGUUAGCUAUUCUAGGCUCAACUGGUAAUCUGCUCUCUUUGUGUUUUAACAAGUAAGUAUUGAAAGAAGAUCCUUGCUUUACAAGAUGAUUAGUCCCCUUUUCAUAUUAACAUUCAUGGGAUUACUCCCUCCAGAAAUGAGCUAGAAAGAGGGUCAGCUCACUUGAAAGUAGCUUGCUUGUCCAAGUACAGGCAACAGAGUCCUCCCUAUUAGCUGGUUUCUCUACAUUUGGGCAAAAAUUCCCUUUGAGAGGUUUCCUUGGCCUAGAUAAUAUCUGAAUAAGUAUAUAAUACAAAAUAGAAAUAUAUUUAAUUUUAGUGAGAUGUUUAAAAUGUAUCUUUAUUAUUAAAUUUGCCUUCAUACAGAUUGAUUGGUCUGGGCUUACCUUGGUCUGCAGGUGUAUCAUUGAUAAACCUAGGUUUAUGCUGCACUUUUCAUGAUUUCUACACACUGAAACAUACCAGGAUUAUUGUGUGCAGUUUUAGUCUCCUUACCUCAAAAGAUAUACCAGCAAAGGCUUACCAGACUGAAUCCUGGCAUUGCAGGUUAAUCUCAUAAAUGAGAAGAGAUUGGGUCAACUAGACCUAUGCUGAAAAAUGUGUUGCUGGAAAAGCGCAGCAGGUCAGG
Molecule: messenger RNA, 1957 nt
Organism: Hemiscyllium ocellatum (epaulette shark)
Lineage: Eukaryota; Metazoa; Chordata; Chondrichthyes; Orectolobiformes; Hemiscylliidae
Gene: mtx2
Product: metaxin 2
Exons: 10
Coding region: 97-927 (276 amino acids)
Biological process (GO): mitochondrion organization
Cellular component (GO): SAM complex
Source: RefSeq, a predicted model, not a curated record